AUGGCCAGUUCACCACUGCAGCUGCUUGGUUUCUUCCUGGCACUGAUUGGCGUGGCCACCACAGUGACUGCUACCAUCAUGGUGGAGUGGAAGACGCACGGCCAUUCACACCGCAUCAUGCAAGGCCUGUGGAUGACCUGCAGCGUCGGCCACAGGACCACCUGCGAAGUUCACGACUCUCUCCUCAAACUGUCAGAUCAGGUCCAGAUAACCAGGGCAAUUCUGCUGGUGAGCCUGUUUCUGUCAACCGUGGCGUUAAUGGUCUCCACUAUCGGAAUGAAGUGCACCCGCUUUAUGGAAGGCAAACCCAAUGCCAAGGGAGCAGUGGCUCGCAUUGGAGGGAUUAUGUUUAUGGCUUCAGGGGUAAUGACGUUAAUCAUAACAUCCUGGUAUGUCAAGAAGAUCAUUUCCGACUUCCAUCAUGACCAUCAUCUACACCGCUUUGAGUUUGGUACUGCGGUGUUUGUCAGCUGGGCCGGCGGCUUCCUCACGACAUUUGGCGGAGCAUUCCUGACCUGUCAGAAGUGCUCAAGGUCAUCUUCGUCCAGGUCUAUUAACUCCAACCGCCUCCUGCAAACCAACAAGUCCAACAGCAACUAUGUUUAG
This is a messenger RNA of Nerophis lumbriciformis (worm pipefish), 606 nucleotides long. Lineage: Eukaryota; Metazoa; Chordata; Actinopteri; Syngnathiformes; Syngnathidae. The record is from RefSeq and is a predicted model, not a curated record.